CUUUCGUUGUCAUUGAGGUUACAUGCAUACAUGACUUCGAUUUUAUAGACUUUAUUCACAGGUCAAGGUAUGAUUUGCCUGGACCACACGCUCUCAAGCCAAUGACCUCCUCACGCGCUGGUCCGACCGGAACCACAUCUUCCCCUUUCGGCAGUGGGUCUUCUUCCGAUGAAUUUCUGUACACUCCAGCCUCCGACAGAUCGGAGGAAGAUGGCCCCUCCUCCCGUGCUGCUCGUCCGACUGCAGGAGCUCUGAGGGUGCAGACGGAUUUCAGCAAUGAGGAUGACCGGUUGGGUUCUUCGGACGAUGAUAUCGACGACGGAUAUGAUUCUUAUGAUGAUGAUAUCCGGCCAAGCUCCAGCAGGGAUUCUCAAGAUCUUCGGAAGUAUACGCCCAGAGAAGAGCAACAGGUAGUCAAACGAUUUGAUCGCAAACUUGUUCCAUUCCUGGCACUAUUGUACUUGCUCUCCUUCCUCGACCGGUCAAACAUCGGCAAUGCAAAGAUCGCCGGCUUGGAAGAGGACCUGCAACUUUCCUCGUCCCAGUACGAAUGGCUUCUCACGGCCUUCUACAUCACCUACAUCCUCUUCGAAUGGAUGACGCUGAUGUAUCGACUGGUACCCCCGCACAUCUACAUCGCCCUGUGCGUGCUUGGAUGGGGCCUCGUCGCAUCGUUCCAAUCGCUCGCCAGCUCUUUUGGCGCGCUCGUCUUCCUCCGCGCAACGCUGGGCGUCACCGAAGCCGCCUUUGGGCCCGGCGUCCCUUUCUAUCUCUCGCUGUUUUACAAGCGGGAGGAGCUCGCCUUCCGCAACGGGCUCUUCAUCUCCGCCGCGCCGCUCGCCUCGUCCUUUGCUAGCAGCCUCGCCUGGGUGAUCGUCAGAUUCAGCAGUGAAGGUCCCAUCGCGCCCUGGCGCACCUUGUUUCUGGUAGAAGGGUUCCCCAGCGUAAUUGUAGCGGUCUUCGCCUGGCUCUGGAUCCCGGACUCCCCGGGGACAGCGCGCUUCCUAGACCCGCGCCAAAGAAUGAUCGCUCAGCUGCGCAUGGAGGACAUCAGCAGCAGCGCCAAGGGCCACCGCACUUCCUCCCGCCGACGUGACGGGUCAUUCAACUGGGUGGAAGUCCGAAAGACACUCGCAGACCCCAAAUCCUACAUAACAGCCUUCAUGUUCUUUAGCUGCAAUGUCGCCUUCAGCUCCAUGCCCGUCUUCCUCCCCACCAUAAUCGCGGACAUGGGCUACACCUCCCUCCAAUCCCAAGCCCUAAGCGCACCCCCCUACCUCCUCGCCUUUCUCACCGUCCUGCUUACAGCCUACUACUCCGACCGCCACCGCACCCGCAGCCCCUUCCUCAUCGCCCACGCCCUCCUCUCCGCGACCGCCUACCUCACCCUCGCGCUCACCGGCCAUUACCACGCCUCCAUCGCUAAACCCCUCCAGACAACAAUCCGGUAUUUGAGUCUCUACCCGGCCAUCGCGGGCUUUUUCUCCGCUAUCACGCUCAUCAUCACCUGGAGUAUGGACAACCGGGACGCGCAGGAGGGGAAGGGCGCCAGCGUCGCGCUACUCAAUCUCAUUGGCCAGUGCGGGCCGCUGCUCGGUACGAGGCUGUACCCUGCUAGUCAGGGGCCGUGGUAUGUUAAGGGAAUGGGGGUGUGCGCGGGCUGUAUGGUGCUCGUGGCGGGGUUGGCGGGGUUGCUGCGGGGGAUGCUGAAGACGGAGAACCGCAGGAGGGGGAAGCAGGGAAUGAAUAAAGGAGGGGAUGUUGAGGAGGAGGCGUUUGAAUUGGAGAGGAGGGGUGGCGGGGAGGAGAGUGAGGUGUUGAUUUUUGGAGAGGCGAGGAGGAGAGGCAGAUUCAGGAGUCGGGGAGAUGGGGGUGUGUUGGAUGAGGGGUAUAUUCUUUGAUUAUCAGAAUUUACUAAGGAUGCGUGGGAAUCUAGGGUGCAUUUAUUUAGUAUGGUUGAUGGGGCUUUUUGAGUACUUCAUGGCUCUAGGGAUUGGUUUUAUAUGGUUGGUGACGUAUCGAAUUGGGAUAUAGAUUGCUCUCUGCUUUUAGUGGCUUGAUAAGUUGUGUUGGGAUGGCUGGUUUGAUCCCCUAUCACUCUUGAAUUAGACGCAGUCUGCAGGUAC
Molecule: messenger RNA, 2126 nt
Organism: Aspergillus saccharolyticus JOP 1030-1
Lineage: Eukaryota; Fungi; Ascomycota; Eurotiomycetes; Eurotiales; Aspergillaceae
Product: putative MFS transporter
Exons: 4
Coding region: 102-1901 (599 amino acids)
Biological process (GO): transmembrane transport
Cellular component (GO): membrane
Molecular function (GO): transmembrane transporter activity
Source: RefSeq, a predicted model, not a curated record